AUGUAUGCCUGUAAUUGUUUUGUUGUGAAUGUGACACCUGGAUUCAUAGCAUUACACAUGCAUGUGAUCAUAUUAUUUCUGGAUUGGCAAUUUAUCAUACUGAAGGAACGAUGGUUCCCAGGCAAAAUUUCAACAUCGAUCGGCAAGGGUGUGCUUUCAAGUAUCCAAGCAAAAUUAUUUGACCGACAGAAGCUCAUUAUGAAGGGAACAUGCUUUGCCCAUUUUUUCGACUGUCAUGAAAUUGUGGUACAAUCGCAAUUAAUUCACUACUUCCUCUUGCGGCAGGUCCAACAACCUAAUCCUAAAGAGAUGUGGUUUUUAGUUGCUGGGCGUUAUGUUAGAUUCUUUAUAUCUGAGUUUUGCAUAUUCAUGGGGCUGAGAUGUUCCGGCGAUAGUGACACGGGCAUUUUUGAAAGUAGACAGUCACAACUGAAGAAUAAGUACUUUUCUCAAGUGGAUACCAUGACACAUGAAGACGUGAAGUCCACAUUCAUAUUUGCUUGCCAAAUGCCUGAUCUGGAUCUUGUUGAAACUCUCCCGGAUCAUGAUGUUGCACUCAUUGGUAUCCUGUAUUUCGUUACUGCACACUUAUUUCCUAGAGAUUAUAAGAAAGUGGUUGACCAUUAUUUGUUCACGCUUGUUGAGGACUUCCCUGAGCUGAACAGUUUUCCAUGGGGAAAGUUACUGUUUGAAAUUACUUUGAGUUCUUUGAAAGAUGCAUUGAGUUGA
Molecule: messenger RNA, 729 nt
Organism: Olea europaea var. sylvestris
Lineage: Eukaryota; Viridiplantae; Streptophyta; Magnoliopsida; Lamiales; Oleaceae
Exons: 3
Coding region: 1-729 (242 amino acids)
Source: RefSeq, a predicted model, not a curated record